ACCAAACGUAUUGUUUAGUUUACGAUUAUGAUUUCUGGAUUGCGUGAUAUAAUGCAGAAUCAGAAGCAAAUAUUAAAAAUGGUUUACUCAAGUUUGUGUUAACAUUUCUAGUACCAAAACAGGUACAACAGUACAAAACCGCAAAUCAUUCCUUUCCACUGUGUUUUUUACCGCUGGAGCGCUAAGUCGGGCCUUUAAAAAAUGGCGAGCACAAAACUGCAUAGCAGCCUGUUUCAUCCCACCCUUCGCAAGCUGCAGUGCCAGGGUGUAUCAAUCGAUACACAUAAUUUGAUGUAUCCAGUGUUUUUAGUAGAGGACGAUGAGGCAGUACAGAACAUUCCCAGCAUGCCGGGUGUAGCCCGUUACGGACUUAACAAACUACUGGCCCAUCUUGAACCGCUCGUUGGAAAGGGUCUCCAAUCGAUCCUACUCUUUGGAGUGAUCGAAAAAAUGCCCAAGGAUGCAACGGGAACGACCGCUGAUUGCUCCACCAAUCCGGUGAUUCGAGCAUUGCCGCAGCUUAAGGCAGCUUUCCCACAGUUGCUGAUUGCGUGCGACGUGUGCCUAUGUCCGUACACCGAUCACGGUCACUGCGGUGUGCUCACAUCAGAUGGUAUUAUCGACAACGAGCCGAGCAUCAAGCGUAUUGCGGAGAUUGCACUGGCCUAUGCUAGGGCAGGCGCAAACAUCGUGGCUCCGUCUGACAUGAUGGACAAUCGAAUUGCCGCCAUCAAGCAGAUGUUGCGGGACAACAAUCUGGAGAAUCGCUGCUCGGUUUUGUCAUACUCCGUGAAGUUUGCUUCGGGUUUCUAUGGACCGUUCCGCGAUGCUGCGAAAUCGGCACCGGCUUUUGGAGAUCGAAAAUGCUAUCAACUACCACCGGGUUCGAAAGGAAUUGCUAAACGAGCGGCGAAACGCGACGUUGAAGAAGGUGCUGAUAUGCUCAUGGUGAAACCUGGUAUGGCUUACUUGGAUAUCGUGAAACAAGUCAAAGACGACUAUCCAGAGAUGCCUUUAUUCAUUUAUCAGGUGUCUGGAGAAUAUUCGAUGCUGUUGAACGCCGCGGAAAUCGGUGCGUUUGAUUUAAAAACGGUGCUUUGGGAGGUACUCGUAGGCAUGCGUCGUGCCGGUGCUGACUGUAUAAUUACCUACUUUACGCCCGUUCUUCUUGAUUGGUUGAAAGAAUAAACUGAAACUGUAAAGUAACCACGUGGAAAAGUGGUACUGAGAGAAAUAAGGAGCACAACUAUUGUGGACAGAAGUAUAUGGGUAAGGUAAAUUAUGUUUC
This is a messenger RNA of Anopheles coustani, 1288 nucleotides long. RefSeq names its product delta-aminolevulinic acid dehydratase. Gene Ontology annotation, biological process: heme biosynthetic process. Gene Ontology annotation, molecular function: zinc ion binding; porphobilinogen synthase activity. The transcript has 6 exons. The record is from RefSeq and is a predicted model, not a curated record. Bases 202 to 1188 code for a protein of 328 amino acids. Lineage: Eukaryota; Metazoa; Arthropoda; Insecta; Diptera; Culicidae. Gene Ontology annotation, cellular component: cytosol.